Molecule: messenger RNA, 1235 nt
Organism: Lineus longissimus
Lineage: Eukaryota; Metazoa; Nemertea; Pilidiophora; Heteronemertea; Lineidae
Product: cyclin-dependent kinase 7-like
Exons: 10
Coding region: 50-1084 (344 amino acids)
Biological process (GO): protein phosphorylation; positive regulation of transcription by RNA polymerase II
Cellular component (GO): nucleus; cytoplasm; transcription factor TFIIK complex
Molecular function (GO): cyclin-dependent protein serine/threonine kinase activity; ATP binding; RNA polymerase II CTD heptapeptide repeat kinase activity
Source: RefSeq, a predicted model, not a curated record
AUAUGUUAUACCACAGAUGUAACACUCCAGGGUCACUUCGAUUUUGAGGAUGGGUGGUGAUAAAGCGCUCCAAGAAAGACGAAAAAGAUACGAAAAGAUUGGUUUUCUCGGUGAAGGACAGUUUGCUACUGUUUACAAAGCCAAAGAUACCCUCAACAAUGACAGAAUUGUAGCAGUGAAAAAGAUCAAAGUUGGCACAAGAGCGGAGGCAGCAGACGGCAUCAACAGGACAGCUCUCCGAGAGAUCAAACUCUUACAGGAAAUAGCUCAUCCGAACAUCAUUGGUCUGUUAGAUGUAUUUGGACACAGAUCAAAUGUCAGUUUAGUUUUUGAUUUCAUGGACACAGACCUAGAGGUCAUCAUAAAAGAUACCAAUAUCGUCCUGACUAAUUCAUAUAUCAAAAGUUACUUACUGCAGACAUUUAAGGGAUUGGAGUACCUCCAUAAACACUGGAUUUUGCAUAGGGAUAUGAAGCCAAAUAACUUACUUCUCAACGAACAUGGUGUCCUGAAGAUAGGAGAUUUUGGUCUCGCCAAGUAUUAUGCCUCGCCUAAUAGAGUCUAUACUCAUCAAGUUGUGACAAGGUGGUAUCGUUGUCCCGAACUCCUUUUUGGUGCUAGAAUGUAUGGAACUGGUGUGGAUGUGUGGGCAGCAGGAUGUAUUGCUGCAGAACUCUUACUAAGAGUGCCAUUCCUCCCUGGAGAGACAGAUCUGGACCAAUUGAGUAGAAUCUUUCAGGUGAUGGGAUCACCUGACGAGACGACUUGGCCGAACAUGACCAAGCUACCUGACUACAUCAAAUUCAAAGAACAGUCGUCGCAACCCCUGGAUCAGAUAUUUACUGCCGCUGGAAAAGAUCUUAUUGCAUUUCUAGAGAGCAUGUUGUGUUUAGAUCCUAUUAGAAGAUGCACUGCCACUGAGGCCUUGAAAAUGCCGUACUUUGGCAAUAAACCCCCACCAACCCCUGGUCACCUCCUCCCCAAACCAUACAAAGCCCCUGAGCCACAACCACAGCCUGUUAGCCUCAAAAGAAAGUUGUUGGAGGAGUCGGAUUCGGCUUGUGCAAAGAAACUGAUGUUUUGAGCAGUUUGCGUGAAAGUGAGAGCAUUCAGCAUCUUGGACUGUGAUCUGAACAUUUGACUGCCAGAAACUUGAUCAACAUUGUUUUGGGAGAGUUUGAGACUUCACGUACUGGGGUGAUUGUAUGAUUAAAUAAUGCUAAUUCAAAGACAAU